CCAAAAUCAUCAAAGUUGACAUGAAGUAUUAGAUUUUUUUUUUUUUUUUUGAUGUUAUGGUAAUAAGGUAAAUUGGUAAUAGUACACCACGUGACACUCUCCACUCCACAACUCCACACUCUCUAACUACCUAACGGUAGUACAGCAGUUUCAUCAGGCGCUCAUUUUGCUCAAACUUCUUAUUUAUUCAUUCAAACUCACAACCCCUCUUUUCACUCUCUAAAACCACCACUCCAUUUCCAGAUUCCACAAUUCUCCAUCCUCAAUUCUCUUUCUAGAGAGAGAAAGAGGGAGCGGCGACACCGUUGUUGCACGGCGUCGAUAAAUCGGAGGAAACGCAGGCACCGUUGUUGCACGGCGUCGCUAAAUCGGAGAAAAUAGAGGCACCGUUGUUGCACGGCGUCGCUAAAUCGGAGGAAAUGGAGGCUUCAUUGUUGCACGGCGUCGAUAAAUCGGAGGAAAUGGAGGCACCGUUGUUAAUGUUGCACGGCGACGAUAAAUCGGAGAAACCUGACGCCGCCGGAUCCGACACCGGAGAUGACGGUGAUUAUCCGGUGGUGACGAACUUUAAGGAAGCGAAAUCGGUGUUAUGGUUAGAGACGGCGAAGCUAUGGAAAGUUGGUUGUCCGAUAGUGUUCAACAUAGUUUGUCAGUUUAGUACCGGUGCUCUUACCAAUAUGUUUGUUGGUCAUCUUGGUGAUCUUGAACUUUCUGCUGUUUCAAUUUCUCUCUCCGUCAUCGGCACCUUCUCCUUCGGUUUACUGCUUGGUAUGGGAAGCGCACUCGAGACCUUAUGCGGCCAAGCCUUCGGUGCAGGACAAGUAACCAUGCUAGGAUCAUACCUACAACGCUCAUGGAUCAUCCUAUUCCUCAGCUGUUUCGUACAACUCCCCAUCUACAUCUUCGCCGGACCACUCCUAAAACUCAUCGGACAAAACCACGACAUAGCAACCCUCGCCGGAAAAUUCACCAUCCUCACAAUUCCCCAACUAUUCUCACUAGCCUUAAACUUCCCUACCCAGAAAUUUCUACAGUCUCAAAGCAAGGUCAAUGUAAUGGCUUGGAUCGGGUUUUUCGCUUUGGUUGAACAUGUUAUGCUUCUAUGGCUUUUUAUGAAUGUGCUUGGUUGGGGUUUGAGUGGGGCUGCGGCGGCGUAUAAUUUCACGAGUUGGAUGGUUGCGAUAGCACAGGUGGUUUAUGUUUUUGGGUGGUGUAAGGAUUCUUGGUCGGGGUUUUCGUGGGCGGCGUUUAAGGAGAUAUGGGCGUUUGUUCGGCUUUCGGUUGCUUCUGCUAUUAUGAUUUGUCUUGAGAUUUGGUAUAUGAUGAGUAUUUCGCUUCUUGCUGGGCAUCUUCCGAAUGCUGUGGUUGCUGUUGGGUCUCUUUCUAUCUGCACGAAUAUAAAUGGAAUUGAAGCUAUGAUAUUCAUCGGAGUAAAUGCUGCUGUAAGUAUUCGUGUAUCAAAUGAGCUAGGAUCGAAGCAUCCAAGGGCAGCCAAAUACAGUGUUUACGUUGCAGUUUUCCAGUCUUUCGUUCUGGGGAUUUUGUGCAUGGUCCUUAUCCUUUUUGCUAGAGACCAUUUUGCUGUUAUUUACACUGACAGUAAGGUGUUGCAACAAGCAGUCUCUAAAUUAGCUUGGCUUCUUGGUAUAACAAUGGUUCUUAACAGUGUUCAGCCCGUCGUUUCAGGAGUGGCUAUUGGAGGGGGAUGGCAAGGCAUUGUGGCGAAACUAAACCUGCUUUGCUAUUAUGGUUUUGGGUUACCUCUUGGCUAUUAUCUCGGAUAUGUAGCAGAUUUUGGAGUGACGGGCAUUUGGGGGGGCAUGAUAGCUGGUACUGCCUUGCAGACAUUUAUUCUACUCGUCAUUCUUUUCCGAACAAACUGGAAUUCAGAGGUGGAGAAAACAAGUAGCCGCAUGGACAAGUGGGGUGGCCAGAAGACCAAGACAGAUGACAUUGAGGCUCGGGACAUCAGGACAUAUCACAUUGAGGGCCAUGAGGCCCAGGACGUCAAGACGGAUAACAUUGAGGGCCAUGAGGCCCAAAACAUCAAGACCGAUAACAUUUGAGGGCCAGGAGGCCCGGGAUAUCAAGACGGAUAACAUUGAGAAACGACGUAUGAGUGACUUGGAUUGACUAAUUAAUGUUCUUGAUCGAUGUCACAUUAGGCUCUCUAAUCACUUGAUGUUGACUUAGCGGAGUAUUAGAUCCUUCUUUCACUAGAAAAUUCUUGCGGAAACUGCGUGUUUAAGUAAAGAGGACUGCAAGUCAUUAUGCUGAUGAGAAUAAUUUUGUUUCCCAUAGUGUGGAAUCCCCGAAUCUCUACUCUAUUCCCCCGAGCUUUAUUGCUUACCCAUCCAGAGCACGUGUUGUGAUUGAGGGUUAAUUUCUCAUUAAACAAAAAAAAAAAGGCAUUGCUUGUCUAGAAGCCCUAGCAAGAUGGUCUCAUCAAACAUGUAUUCCUAAACAUUUUGCAGAAGAUAUGAAAUUUGUUUUAUUCUCUUCUAA
Spinacia oleracea (spinach) is the source of this 2505-nucleotide messenger RNA. Its product is annotated as protein DETOXIFICATION 35. NCBI's taxonomy places the organism in Eukaryota, Viridiplantae, Streptophyta, Magnoliopsida, Caryophyllales, Amaranthaceae. Gene Ontology annotation, molecular function: xenobiotic transmembrane transporter activity; antiporter activity. Gene Ontology annotation, biological process: xenobiotic detoxification by transmembrane export across the plasma membrane. The record is from RefSeq and is a predicted model, not a curated record. Gene Ontology annotation, cellular component: membrane. The coding region runs from base 420 to 2066 and encodes 548 amino acids. The transcript is spliced from 7 exons.